This is a messenger RNA of Histoplasma mississippiense, 1584 nucleotides long. RefSeq lists its product as hypothetical. The coding region runs from base 1 to 1584 and encodes 527 amino acids. Gene Ontology annotation, biological process: galactose metabolic process; carbohydrate phosphorylation. Gene Ontology annotation, molecular function: ATP binding; galactokinase activity. Gene Ontology annotation, cellular component: cytoplasm; cytosol. The transcript has 3 exons. NCBI's taxonomy places the organism in Eukaryota, Fungi, Ascomycota, Eurotiomycetes, Onygenales, Ajellomycetaceae. The record is from RefSeq and is a predicted model, not a curated record.
AUGAAUUCCCCAGGCGAGCUUGUCCCACAAACAGAAUCUGUCGCGGAUGUCUACUCGACCGACCCAGCUGGUGGAGUUAGCAUAUCUUCCGACCAGAAACUCCGCUGGACCAAUUUCAUUGCUACGUUCAAGAAACUCUACGGUGCCUUACCGGAUUUCGUCGCGCGGAGCCCCGGCAGAGUCAACAUCAUCGGCGAACAUAUCGACUACUCGCUCUACGAUGUCUUACCAACCGCCGUCAGCGUCGAUGUCCUCAUAGCUGUUAAAGUUUAUCCGGCAGAGAAAACCCAAGAAUCUUGGGCGAAAGUGGCUAAUACCAACGGUACAAAGUUCGCUAGUGGGCAAUUCACUAUCCCUAAGGAUAAAGAUGUUGAAAUCGACAGCGCGAAACAUGAGUGGAUAAACUAUUUCAAGGCUGGGCUGCGGGUGGCCUUGAAAUUACUACGAGAAAAGGAUCAGUUUGGGGACUUCACACCCGUUAGUUUUGAGGUGCUGGUGGAUGGCAAUGUGCCUCCUGGUGGAGGAAUAUCUAGUAGUGCCGCCUUCGUCUGCUCUAGCGCGCUGGCUGGAGUAAAGGCAAAUGGCUAUGAUAUUUCCAAGCAGGAGCUUCAAGAUAUAGCUAUCGUUUCGGAGCGUGCAGUUGGAGUAUAUUCUGGAGGAAUGGAUCAAGCGGCGUCCAUAUUUUCCCUCCGCGGCUAUCUCCUCUACGUUCGCUUUUUCCCCUCCUUCCAUUUCGAACACAUUCCCGUUCCCAAAGCCCACCCAGAAAUAACCUUCCUCAUGGCCCAAAGCUUCGUCACAUCUAACAAGGCCGAAACAGCACCACGGCACUACAACUUGCGCGUCGCUGAAUGUACUCUAGCGACCGUCGUCCUCGCUAAGAUGCACAAGCUUUUCCUCCCUAAUGACUGUAGCUCACUAGGCUACAGCUUGCGCAACUUCCACGAGGAACUCAUGCGCAAGGAAGGCCGUCUUCAAGACCCGCUUGAAUACCAACUCGACUCUAUUAUCAUGGUUGCCGCGGAUAUGUUGACCAAGGAAGAAGGCUACACGCGUGAGGAUGUUGCUACAUUGUUAGGCAUAUCCGUCUCGGAUCUCGAGAAACAAUUCCUCUCUACUUUCCCUGUGCAAGCGGAACGCUUUUUUCUGCGUCAACGUGCGCUACAUUGCUUUAAAGAAGCAAGACGGGUUCUGGAUUUCAAGUCAUGUCUCUCUCGCUCCCAGAAGCAGGGCCAUCUGGACGAGCAUAAUGUGAAGUACCUGGGCCAAUUGCUGAAUGAAUCGAUGGCAUCGUGCCGAGACCUGUAUGACUGCACUUGCCCCGAGGUAGAUGACAUUUGCGAAAUUGCGCUUCGGGCUGGUGCUCUAGGAAGUCGAGUGACGGGCGCGGGUUGGGGUGGAUGUACGGUGCAUAUGGUCCCGCAGGAAAAGGUUGCUGACGUGACGGAGGCUUUGAAGAAAGAGUACUACUAUAAAAAGUUUCCGGAUAUCAGUCAGGAAAAGUUGGAGGAAGCUAUAGUUAUUAGCAAGCCUUCGAACGGCACGUUUUUGAUCUCCGGCGCCGCCAUCUUAGAGAGUGCUUAG